Molecule: messenger RNA, 531 nt
Organism: Hyposmocoma kahamanoa
Lineage: Eukaryota; Metazoa; Arthropoda; Insecta; Lepidoptera; Cosmopterigidae
Exons: 2
Coding region: 1-531 (176 amino acids)
Source: RefSeq, a predicted model, not a curated record
AUGAAUCCGCCAAUGAUAACUGCGCUUGCAGCUCUUAUAUUAUUAGAAUUAUUAAAAAACAAAGUAAACCGCAAUGUUUGGGUGGAACCAGUGUUAAGUAACCGUUUAACUUCGGGAAUAUUUCAUUCAAUGUUUAGUGCACACCGUGAUAACCCUCAUAAGUUUUUCUCUUACUAUAGAAUGUCUGUGAACUCAUUUGAUGAACUUCUAUCAAUUAUAAGCCAACGUAUUAAGAAACAGGAUACAAAUAUGCGGAGAUCCAUCACACCUGCGGAACGUUUGGCUGUAACUCUCAGAUAUUUGGCUUCGGGAGCAACUUUCACUGAUUUGGAGUACGAUUUUCAAAUUUCUCGAAAAACUAUACCAUUAAUUGUAAAAGAAACCUGUCAAGCUAUUUGUCAAGAAUCAGCACCUUUAGAGAUGCCAAAACCAAAUAAGGAAAAAUGGAUAAAUAUUGCUGAGAAAUUUUACAAAGAAGCGAACUUUCCUAAUUGCGUUGGCGCCAUGUCGAACAUUUUGACGCGGCACUAG